Chroicocephalus ridibundus (black-headed gull) is the source of this 911-nucleotide messenger RNA. It is a transcript of the gene PLA2G1B, whose product is annotated as phospholipase A2 group IB. Gene Ontology annotation, biological process: positive regulation of fibroblast proliferation; phospholipid metabolic process; lipid catabolic process. Gene Ontology annotation, molecular function: signaling receptor binding; phospholipid binding; calcium ion binding. The record is from RefSeq and is a predicted model, not a curated record. Bases 362 to 805 code for a protein of 147 amino acids. The transcript is spliced from 6 exons. Lineage: Eukaryota; Metazoa; Chordata; Aves; Charadriiformes; Laridae.
GCUCAGAUGCUGUGGAUUCAGUGACUAUGGUGGACCAAGGAGGCUAGAUCUAAGUUCCCAACUUGCCUCAUGCCUUGGCACAGAGAACCAAAGGGCCUAACUGGUUCUGCUUUGGUGCUGGAGAAAGAGAAACAGAGAAACGGCUGUCUCUGCGCUGCUGAAGUCUGCUGUAGAUUUAACUCCACUGGCCUUCAACUGGUGAUGUCACAACCUGCUGCCCACACAGCCUCUGAUGGAAGAAGUCUGCAUUUAGUAACAUAAAUACUGCCUUGUUUACCUCAUACCCAUGUCAAGGUGAGCUUGUUGUAUAAAGAGCUGCAUUUUCUUCAGCAUCAGUGUCUCUCUCUCAGGUCCUCCAAGGAUGAAGUCCCUGGCCCUGCUUUUCCUGCUGUCUGUGGGCGCAGCCUGCGCUGCUGUCUCCCCCCGGGCCGUGUGGGAAUUUCGCAGCAUGCUCAAAUGCACCAUCCCGGGCAGCCAUCCUCUGCUGGACUUUGGGGACUACGGCUGCUACUGUGGCUUGGGAGGCCAGGGGACGCCAGUGGACGAGCUUGACAGGUGCUGUCAAGUACAUGAUAACUGCUACUCUCAGGCAAAGAAACUUGAUUCAUGCAGAUUCCUCAUAGACAACCCCUACACAAAGACAUACAGCUUCAGCUGCUCCCCUGGGCAGAUUAAGUGUCAGAGCACUAACAACGAGUGUGAGAUGUUCAUCUGCAACUGCGACCGCACUGCCGCCAUGUGCUUCGCCAAGGCACCCUACAACCCCGAGUACGUCAAGCUGGACACCAAGAAAUACUGCAACUAGACCUAGACCUAGACCUAGUCCUAGUCCUCGUCCUCCUCCCGCCCCUCUGGGCGGCAACAAUCCCGCGGCGGCCCGUUACCAAUAAACGCCUUACAACAACCCAACA